AUGAGGACCGAGGGGCGCCUUCUGGUGCCGGUGCUGGUGGUGCUGCUGGGGCUCUGUAGCGCCGAACGCCCCGCUGAGCGGCAGGCGCUGGUUGUGCCGCGGCGCCUGGGCGCUGCCGGCGGCCGGGAGCGUUUCCGGCUGGAGGCCUUUGGGGAGCGCCUGACGCUGGAGCUGGAGCCCGAUAGCAGCUUCCUGGCCCCGGACUUCACGCUGCAGUACCUGGGCAAGCCGCCGCCUCCGCCGUCGGAGGACGACCUCUCCCGCUGCUUCUACUCCGGCACCGUCAACCAAGACCCCAGCUCCGCCGCCGCCCUCAGCCUCUGUGCGGGGAUGCGCGGCGCCUUCUCUCUGCGGGGCCGUCAGUACCUCAUCCAGCCUGCCCCCGGCACCGCGCACAGCCGCGGCGCCCACUUCCUCCGCCUCCGCGGGACCCGCCAUGCUGCCCCCGCCACCCGCUGCGCCGUGGCCGAGGCGGGGACAGAAGCGGAGGCGACGAUGUCGGAGCCUGCCAGCCGCGCAGAAACGAGAAGCAGAAGGAAGAAAAGGUUCGUGUCCAGCCCCCGCUACGUGGAGACCAUGCUGGUAGCCGACCAAUCCAUGGCUGAAUUCCAUGGCAGUGGACUGAAGCACUAUCUCCUGACGCUGUUCUCCGUGGCAGCCAAGCUAUAUAAGCAUCCCAGCAUCCGCAACUCCAUCAGCCUUGUGGUGGUGAAAAUUAUGGUCAUCUAUGAGGAGCGGAAGGGACCCGAUAUCUCUUCCAACGCGGCCCUGACUUUGAGAAACUUCUGCAGCUGGCAGAAGCAGCACAACCCACCCAGUGACCGGCACGCGGAGCACUACGACACAGCAGUCCUCUUCACCAGACAGGACCUCUGUGGUGCCAAGACAUGUGAUACUCUUGGGAUGGCUGAUGUGGGAACAGUUUGUGAUCUAAACCGCAGUUGCUCUAUCAUAGAAGACGAUGGUUUACAGGCUGCCUUUACAACAGCUCACGAACUAGGCCACGUGUUUAACAUGCCUCAUGAUGAUGCAAAGCAGUGUGCUGGUAUUAAUGGAGUAAGCCGGGAUUUCCAUAUGAUGGCAUCUAUGCUUUCCAAUCUGGAUCGCAGCCAGCCAUGGUCUCCAUGCAGUGCCUAUAUGAUUACAACAUUUUUGGAUAAUGGUCAUGGUGAGUGUUUGUUGGACAAGCCCCACAAACCAAUUCAGCUUCCUUCUGACUUGCCUGGCACAUUGUAUGAUGCCAAUAGACAGUGCCAGUUUACAUUUGGAGAUGAGUCCAAGCACUGCCCUGAUGCAGCCAGUACGUGUACGACACUGUGGUGUACUGGCACUUCUGGAGGACUACUUGUGUGCCAAACCAAACACUUCCCUUGGGCAGACGGCACCAGUUGUGGGGAAGGAAAGUGGUGCAUGAAUGGCAAGUGUGUGAAUAAAACUGAGAAGAAGCAUUAUGAUACGCCGGUGCAUGGCAGCUGGGGGUCCUGGGGGGCGUGGGGAGAGUGCUCCCGGACCUGUGGUGGUGGAGUGCAGUACUCAUUCAGGGAGUGUGACAACCCUGUCCCGAGGAACGGGGGAAAGUACUGUGAAGGGAAACGGGUGCAAUACAGAUCAUGUAACAUUGAGGACUGUCCAGACAAUGAUGGCAAAACCUUUAGGGAGGAACAAUGUGAAAAGCACAAUGAGUUUUCCAGGUCUCCCUUUGGAAGUGGACCUGCAGUGGAGUGGACACCCAAGUUUGCUGGUGUCUCUCCAAAGGACAGAUGCAAGCUAGUCUGCCGAGCAAAAGGAACAGGAUACUUCUUUGUUUUACAGCCAAAGGUUGUAGAUGGCACCCCGUGUAGCCCUGAUUCCACCUCUGUCUGUGUCCAAGGACAAUGUGUAAAGGCUGGCUGCGACCGUAUGAUAGGAUCCAAUAAAAAGUUUGACAAGUGUGGUAUCUGUGGUGGCAACGGAUCCACUUGCAAGAAAGUGUCUGGCACGCUUGUUAGAGCAAAACCUGGCUACCAUGAUGUCGUCACCAUUCCAGCUGGGGCAACAAACAUUGAGGUGAAGCAACGAAACCACAGGGGCGCAAGGCACGACGGCAGCUUCCUCGCCAUCAAAGCCGCAGACGGCACCUAUGUCCUUAAUGGCGAUUACACCCUGUCAACUCUGGAGCAGGACAUCACCUACAAGGGCAGUGUGCUGAGGUACAGUGGCUCCUCCGCUGCCCUGGAAAGAAUCCGCAGUUUCAGCCCUCUGAAGGAGCCUCUGACCAUCCAGGUCCUCACAGUUGGAGACCUGCCACAGCCCAAGAUCAAGUUCACCUAUUUCGUGAAGAAGCCCACGCAGCCUGGGUCAGAGAAGGCACCCAGUAGAAAGAAAGAGUCCUUUAAUGCCAUCAGGGAGAUCAUCUCCUCUGAGUGGGUCAUUGAGGAGUGGGGUGAGUGCUCCAAGUCUUGUGGCUCAGGCUGGCAGCGACGGACAGUGGAGUGCCGAGACCCCCGGGGGCGGCCAGCCACUGACUGCACCCGUGAGCUGAAGCCCAGCGACAUCCGUCCCUGCGCCGAUGUACCCUGCCCUCAGUGGCAGCUGGGAGACUGGUCACCCUGCUCCAAGACAUGUGGGAAAGGUUUCAAGAAGAGGUUGUUAAAAUGUGUUUCUUAUGAUGGCAGUGUGCUGCCACAAGAAAGCUGUGAGCCCUCCAAGAAACCAAAACACCUAAUAGACUUCUGCAAUGUUACGGACUGCAGUUAAAUACCAUAA
This is a messenger RNA of Indicator indicator, 2745 nucleotides long. It is a transcript of the gene ADAMTS1, whose product is annotated as ADAM metallopeptidase with thrombospondin type 1 motif 1. Gene Ontology annotation, molecular function: metalloendopeptidase activity; zinc ion binding. The coding region runs from base 1 to 2736 and encodes 911 amino acids. The record is from RefSeq and is a predicted model, not a curated record. Lineage: Eukaryota; Metazoa; Chordata; Aves; Piciformes; Indicatoridae. Gene Ontology annotation, biological process: proteolysis; extracellular matrix organization. Gene Ontology annotation, cellular component: extracellular matrix. The transcript is spliced from 9 exons.